UCAGAACUCGGUAAGACUACGAACCAUAGGUGGGAACAGACAUAGCAGGAACUGGUUUCCCACGGUGAGAAUAGGCGUGUGCACUGCGUAACAGAAGCGCGAGAAACCAAAACUAGGAAAAUUGAAAACAUUUGCUAGUCAGCCAAAUAUGUACAUGCAGUGGGAUCAAAUAUAUUAUUGCUGUCCCACUGACCUGUAGCUGUUGUUGGUGGAUACGUAUACACAGCUAACUUGUCUUGAAUCGGAAUCGUUAUCCAACCGGAAAUGUACAUUUGAAAGUGAAACAAACAUUUUAAAAAAAUAAUCACGAUUUGCAUUCCCUAGGCUAAUUAAAUCACGUUUCGUAAUAAUUAUUAUAAUUAUUACGUUUCGUAUCCUUAUUCUCGUAGUUCAGUUAUUAUGCGUCAACGCAAUUUGAAGUUGAGUUUCAGUUCAUGUGAAACGGAAAGAUGCCGUCAUGAUUCCGACGAAGAGGUUCAGCAUAGAACCAUGGAUUGAGGCCAUGGUCCAGAACUACGGUCAGCAACAGAAGGCAAAAUGUCUAAAAGGCUACGUUUUAGAGGCCAUCGAGCUGCCGAGUUCACACCAGCAGAAGGAGAAUGCGGUGGCGUUGCUCUUGAUCUCAGACGGAACGGUCUCCAUACCGGCGGUUCUCACCAAGCAAGCAUGGGAGGUGAUUCAAGAAAUGGAGGAGAGGGAUACCGUCUCCGGGCUGAAGAAGUGCACCACCUUCCUGCAGAUUUACAGCCUGGAGUUCCAGAGUGAGGCUGAGAUGUAUAAAAGCAGGUUCUUCCUGACUAUUGAGAAACUGGCCACGGUGGCUUUUGGGGCAGUGAAUGACAGGGUUCCAUGCUGCACAACACUGCCCACAGUCAAACAGAAGAUUUGUGAAACCUGGAAGUGCCUACAGGGAGAGAACUCAUCCACCUACAUCUCACAGUCCGGGGUUUGUCUGUCGGACUUCUUCAUGGCGUGGUUUGAGGACGAGAUGAGCUCCCUCCUGGCUGAAUUAAAGACCCGGCUGGCUCUCCCCUCCUCAUCCUCCCCGCCCCUCCCCCAGCCCUCCACCUCCCGGGCUGACCCUCCACCCGUCGAGCGCCCCACCCACCUGCCCACUGGCUGGCACAUUGACCGGGUCCAGUACAAGGGACAGGAAGCUUUCACUGUCCCAGUGUCACACCUUUACAUCCCAGCCGAGCAGAUGGAAGUGAUGCAGAGACACCCAGAAGGAAGAGGACAGCUUGAACCUCUGGAUGGUAAUACAUCUGCAGGCCCAGUCGAGCGAGAGGAGAGGGUUCUCCCUGACUCGGGACAGGAUGGGAGUUCUCUCGUUGGUUCGGGAGAGCAGGAGAAGGGGCCAGCGAACCCCUGGGACAUCUUUGCGUCAGCAGUGGAGAACCUCAGCACAUCCUCGUUAGAAGUGUCCUUGUCGGGGUCUCCCACGCCUGACCUGCCCUCAGACGAACAGAGUCCUUCUCUGCUCCUGCCAUUGGACGGGGAGCACGCAGCCGUUGCUAUGGUGACCAGCACUCAGGCCUCACCCUUGGGCCGAUCCAGCAGCCGGGAGCUGUUCACGGGUUCGGAGCAGAGCGGCGGGGCCCACCCGGAGGACUCGAGGGGACCGGGGGUCCUCGUCCCUGAGCCCCGUCCCCUGGACGUGUCCCUACCGAAGGACACGCAGUCCUCUGCCGGCUCUUCCAUCCCCUCCAUGAACAGAGAGGUUUCCAAUGGGUCCGACAACCAAACCCUUCCCCCGUACCAGAAGCCCCGGCCCCACACUGCCUUAAGCUGCUCUCCUGGCCGGGAAGGCUCCUCCCGUUCCUUUUCAGACCCUUCCGUAUCCUCGACGGACAAUCCGGAGCGUCGCCUCUUCCUCCGCACCAGCUCCCCGGACUGCGACUGGGGUGACCCCUCCGCCCCCCAGCUGUGCUCACCCCCACCCCCCCUCCGCGAGGAAGAGGAGGAGGAAGAGGAGGGCAGUAUCGCCAGGAAGUCGAGAACAGCCAGAAAGAAGCAGCGGUCUGCGCGGGUGGAGUCUGGCGAGGCUGAAGUGGUCAUCGUCAGCCACCAGGGGGCGGUGAAACAGGGCUGCGGGGGGCACGCUCCCAAGAGGAGGCGGUCUGGAGGCAGCAGCCCCCCGUCCUGGCUGGACCACACGGGGGCGGCCGGGCGCGCCGGGGACCACGGAACGUGUGAGGCCGGAGCCACGGGAGCAGAGGACGGCCCCGCCCUGGCCACAGACGUCCGCAGGGCGGUAACGACCCACGCAGAUGGCACCCCAUUCAUGUACCGCUACGAGCCAACUCCCCAAGUCGCCAAGGCACUGAGCCACUUCAGGGUUCCCGAUGACCUCGUGCGGUGGUCUGUGCGCUACCUGCUCGGCCCAGACGGACCGAAGAAGACCAGCUGAGCGCCAUCUGCGCCGGCCGCGUGCCGGAGAGGGCCUCCGGACUCUCCGGGCUGUUCCGCAGAGCGAGGCGCACGCCAGCGAGCUGGAGAUGUGGACGGCUUCGUGAAAAGACUGCCAGGUUAUUUCUCCUGCUGGGUUUGUGUACUGGACUAGAGGCACCUGCACGGGGAGGGGAAUGCGGCACAGUCCUGGUGCAAAUCUCAGGUCUCAGCGGAGUCGGACCAAAAGGUCAAAAGCAGUGGUCUCAAGCUCCAUGCCAAGGAGGGCCGUGUGCAUGCUGGUGUUUAUUUCAGCCUCAGAUCUUGAUUAUAUAAUUAGUUCGAUUAUUUGCUGAAUUAUUUGCUGGCAGGUUUGCACAUCUUGUAUAUGAAGUGAAACGUGUUAUUUGUGUUGUCUAAUUAAGAAAUGUUGUUUAUAUUCUGUGCUUUAAUGCACAUUGCUGAAAGUGUAAAUAGAAUAAAUUAAGGCAACAUUAAUUGGUUGGAAUGAAAACCUGGAUACACACGGCCUUCCGUGCCAACAAGUUUGAGGCUACGCUCCAUUUUGUUAUUGGAUAUUGUGUUACUGGGUACUAUGGGAGUUAUAGGUACUAUGGGGGGGACCCUGUUUACCCUCAGGUUGUGUUAAUGGCACUUGAAUCUCUUUGUUGUGACCCAAGCUCAGGUUCUUAUCACCCCGCCCACUCUGCCAUCAUCGUUCUAGUCGGUGCUACACUGUACUCCACAGCUGUUCCCUGGGUUUCUCUUAAGCUGCACUAAGCAUGUAUUUUUCAUUUUACUCACCAGGCAAUAAAUGGAUCCUGUAUUGUGUAAA
Molecule: messenger RNA, 3223 nt
Organism: Conger conger (European conger)
Lineage: Eukaryota; Metazoa; Chordata; Actinopteri; Anguilliformes; Congridae
Gene: acd
Product: ACD shelterin complex subunit and telomerase recruitment factor
Exons: 14
Coding region: 458-2410 (650 amino acids)
Biological process (GO): telomere maintenance via telomerase; telomere capping
Cellular component (GO): shelterin complex; telomerase holoenzyme complex; chromosome, telomeric region
Molecular function (GO): telomeric repeat DNA binding
Source: RefSeq, a predicted model, not a curated record